Messenger RNA from Paramecium sonneborni, 511 nucleotides. The record is from the annotation of a GenBank genome assembly. NCBI's taxonomy places the organism in Eukaryota, Ciliophora, Oligohymenophorea, Peniculida, Parameciidae.
AUGAUAAAAUAAAAAUCGAUAUGUUUUUUAUAAAUUAUCAUUAUAUCUCUUUUUUAUUAUUAAUUAUUCAUUUAAAAUUUCUUCCAUUUAANGGCAAGUGGUUCUAAGCAAAAACAAUAAUAAUCAUCUAAUAAAAAAUCAGCAAAAAGCUAAGAUAAUGAAAAAGACGAAGUUAUAUAGGAGUUAGGAUAAUAAUUAGAAGCUAAAGAUGAAGAAAUUCAUAAAUUAGAAGGUAGCCAUUUUAUUUUUAACUAUAGAUUUAAUUGAAAAUUUCAAAUAACUUUAUUAACAUAUGAGUGAUGAAAAAUAAUAAUUAUAAGAUGAAGUCGAUAAAUUAGCAAAUGAAAAUAAUCAAUUCAGAGAAAUAUUUAGUGUAAAUAUAAAUUAUUAUUAUUAGCAAAAUCUUCAUUUGUUUGGAAUAGAUCCUGAAUAAUUAAAUGAAGAAGGAGAAGAGGCAGAAAAUGAAUAUCCUGAAGAAAUUGCUGAAGAAAAUGAUGAGUAGGGUGAUUGA